AUGAGCACGCAGGCAUCAGAGCAGCCUCACUCUUAUGCUCCGGCGGGGCCGUCUGAUACUCCUUCGGAGGUUGUCAGCCCCAAGCCGUCGUCUACGAGCGACACGGGUACUGUGACCAAGCACAAGACAGUACCAACACCUCGAAUUGCAGACCCUUGGGACCAAGCGAAGGCUUUACUCGCCAGAGCGUCUUUCGAAUACGCCAAUGGACAGGAUCUGGAAGCCCCGUGGUAUGGGUUCUACUCUUUUGCUUUUCAGUCGCUAUCGCGCGUCGAGGACCUCAGCUUUACAAAAAAGGAUAAGUCCUCGUUAAACUACCGUGCUGGCACCAUGCUCUUCCCCCAGGAUCCCGUCUCUGCCGUCUCUGCAGAGGCGAAUGACUACGAAGCCGACCCAGACGACGAGGAGCGAUUUCGAUUUGGCUACGGACGCGAUGGCGACGGCGGCGAGAGCGACGGCGAUAAUUACACCGACGGCGACGGCGACGGCGAUAAUUAUAGCGACGGCGAUGGCGAUGGCGAUGGCGACGGCGAUAAUGACAGCGACGACGAUGAUCGCAGCGACGACAUUGAUCCCCACGAACUUUUCGCUCAUGCCCGCAGGGACAGUUCGUCCCCAACACCAGGAGCAUCCACAGCAGACUUGGAUCAGCACCAGCUCUCAGUUGCCGCGUCCCCAGAGCCGUCCCCUGUCUCGGAGACUUCUCGAGCGGAAAGGUCCUUGGAGGAUACAUCUCACUUCCGAGAGGCUAGCAUGCCGCCGAGGGAGUACCGAAAGCGUCGUGCAAUCUGCAUCCCCGAUUUCUGUCGCCGACGGACUUACAUCGAUCCUCAGACUUCGCAGAUACUUGCUUCUCGCGUAGACAUGCUCGUAGAGAACAAGGGAAAUGGAUGGUAUAGAAAGGCUGAUCGGAGAAGAGCGUUCUAUACUGUCUAUCGUCAGCUUGUAGCCCAGGCCGCACACGUCUUUCAGAAUGAUCCAAAGCUGCAGGUGCUGGGCGCUGUUUCAGCGGUUGGACCACGCUGUGCAUACGCGGAAAUCUGGAGACGUGACGCUUCCCGCAUCAAUAUUUUUCAUAGGAAUCGUGAUGCGACCUACGAGCCCACUGAAAGAAGCCAGUCUUCGACUCCCCACCAAGGACCCGACGCUUCCAGCAAAGUUUCGACCUCUACACGCUCCCUGCCGAAGACCCCACUUCAAAGGACAAACUCAAGAGCCGUUAAUGCCCCUAGUCCCGAAUCGCCUCUCUGGCACCUUGAGCAAAGGAUCAAUUUCACCGCUGAUUUUUCUGCAAAGCAGCGCCAGUGGGUUGCUGCACUCAACGUGAGAAUGGACGAAUUGGACUACUUGCAAGCGGGUAAAUAUUUGUGUAAUCAGUAA
Molecule: messenger RNA, 1380 nt
Organism: Coprinopsis cinerea okayama7#130
Lineage: Eukaryota; Fungi; Basidiomycota; Agaricomycetes; Agaricales; Psathyrellaceae
Exons: 3
Coding region: 1-1380 (459 amino acids)
Source: RefSeq, a predicted model, not a curated record